This is a messenger RNA of Chara braunii, 3013 nucleotides long. Lineage: Eukaryota; Viridiplantae; Streptophyta; Charophyceae; Charales; Characeae. The record is from the annotation of a GenBank genome assembly.
CCGCCCAUAAUUCAUAAAUAGCAAGGGAGCGCACGCGCGAACGAACGAACGAGAGAGAGAGAGAGAGAGAGAGAGAGAGAGAGCGCACGCGCGGGGGCGAGCGAACGAACGAACGGACGAGAGAGAGAGAGAGAGAGAGAGAGAGAGAGAGAGAGAGAGAGAGCGGAGAGAAGAGAAGAGAGUCCUCCAGUUGCAGGAGGCGGGAAGGCAAGGACGAAGAGGCGAACAGCUCCCACGUGUGCAGGUGGAUACAUUGCCCCCCAACCGGGUAGCAGUGGAAAACAUGAGGAGGCGUAACAGACCAAGGGGUGACAUCAAGCUGCUGCCGAGAUGUGAAUGGACGUUGUUCAAUAGUCCAGAUGGUGAUGUUAAAGUGACUGGAGUGUCUGUUUCUUUGCAUCCGUAUCAGCCAUGGGUUCUGUGCACAAUCGAACGAACAAGAACAAGGACGGUCGAAGAGGAGACCGAAAAUCCAACACCAAGGCCAAGACAAUGGUCGAUUGAGGUGUGGAACUACGCGAAUGCAACACUUGUCGCCUUUGCGGUUAUCCCGAGUGUAUUUAGCGUUGCUGAUGCGAGGUUCAUUGCGCAGAAAGGCUGGAUUGUAGUGCAAUGUUCCAGUCCUCGCAAAGACAUUGUUUAUAAGAUCCAAGGUUCGAGCCUGCAGUGUCUGACUGUAGUACAGCAUCCUCGUCUCUUCGAUGUGUGGGCGAUUGCAGUCCAUCCCCGCUUGUCUUAUGUCUUGACUUCUUGCAACAAACUCGUCAUCUUGUGGGAUGGGGAAAACGAAUGGGAGCAGAUUCCAUUUAAGGGUCACAGCGAGGAGAUACGGUCACUGAUGUUCCAUCCUAGGGACCACAACAUCUUUGCAAGUGGGUCAUGGGAUGGGAACAUCAAAAUUUGGGGUAUCCGUGAACGUGCUUGUCUGCGAACCAUUAGCGUCUAUCUAUACCGUGCAAUUUUCAAAAUGGACUUUUGCAGCAGAGCUGGGAAGUCGCUUCUCCUGUCCUGUCAUGACCCGUGUUCUCCUCGCAGAGGCAGUGUCUUCGUCUGGGACUACAAGACGGGAGAAUGCUUAGUCAAGAUGCUAACGGAUGGUUUUCAAGCCUUCUUCCAUCCACACUUGCCAUACAUCUUCAGCGCAGGACGCGAUGGGGAAAUUCAAGUCUGGAGCGAGUCAAACUUUAAGUACCUGUCAUCCUACUGGUGCAACAUGGGCGACCCUGACGCCUGGUUUGGUAGAGGUCUCGAAUGGAUGGGUGCUUGCAAGCACUCCAACCACAUCAUUGCUUUAGGAGGUAAAGGAACGAUCUAUGUGUUGGAGGUGGUAAGGGGAAAAGACGAACGUGAGGAGGAUGUGCCGAGAACGUCUCUUUGCGCAGAGUCUGCAAAAAGGCCGCGCCUUGUCAGAGCAAUAGCGCUGGCAUCAGACGAAGCAUUGGACAAACCAACUUGGUGGUUAAACCACGACUACCCGAGCAAGGUGCGCCGGUUAGCGGACCACUUGUCCGUGAACGUACGGGCUGCCUGCCGCCAGCUAAGCUCAACAAAUGAUGUCAGAGGCCUGCAGAUGGUGAGGGAAGGGUCUGACGUAUUGGUAGUUUGAGAGUGAGAGAGACUUGAGGAUUCAGAACACAAGGCCUGCAGUUGCGGAGCUGAAGAGGAGCCAGCGGUUGCGGAGCUGAAGAGGAGCCAGCGGUUGGACUUGGGGCUGAAGAGGAGCCAGCAGAUGGACUUGGGGCUGAAGAGGAGACAGCAGUUGGACUUGGGGCUGAAAGGCAUAAGAGUUGUGGACGACGAGUUCAUCGGACAAAAGGGGAGAGAAAGCUGGAAGAGAGGGUCUGACAGCACCUGUGGGAAACGGUGUAAGAAGUAGUGAAGGAAGGAAGAUGGUAGCAAAGGUACAGGGAGCCAGCAGGUGCACUUGGGGCUGAAAGGCAUUAUAGAGUGCUUGAUCGAUGUAAAGAAGUAGUGAAGGAAGUGAGGUGGGGUAGCAAAGGUGCAGGGAGUCAGCAGGUGCACUUGGGGCUGAAAGGCAUUAGAGUGCUUGGAUGAGGUCGUUAAACACAAGGAGAGAACGCACCAAGAGAGGGACAACCAGCUGGGAAACGAUGUAAAGAAAUGCCAAGGAAGCGAUGGUAGCAAAAGUACAGAGAGCCAGCAGGUGGAACGAACAAAAAAGAAAGCAAAUGUACAGGGAGCCAGAAGGUGGAACGAACAAAAAAGGAAAGCAAAUGUACAGGGAGCAAGCAGGUGGACUUGGAGGUGAAAGGCAUUAUAGAGUGCUUGAUGAGUUCAUUAGAGAAAAGGAGAGAAAGCUCAGAGAGAGCAUACGUCAGACAGCUGGAAAAGGAUCCAAGAAAUGUGAAGGAAGCGAUGGUAGCAAAGGUACAGAGAGGAACGAACACUCUAACGCAAUCCUUUGAAUCCUGAGCCCCUAGGCUACAUUCGUAAGCUGACAGUUUUUUUCUGGAGAUCAGCCCGUUGACAGUUGGUCACAAGAAAAAAAACCUGGUUUCUUUAUGACUGAGAGAAGGCAACAAACACUGACAGACGCCCAGAGAGAGAGAGAGAGAGAGAGAGAGAGAGAGAGAGAGAGAGAGAGAGAGAGAGAGAGAGAGAGAGAUUUGAAGAUUUCUGAAAACAAGAAAUCCAAGCUGUGAGGAGAGCUGUUGAUGUUUUUUUUUUCCACUCAGAAAUCGAAGCUGCAGGUUGAGGAUUUGAGGCGAAGAUUGGAGAAAGUGGUACCUGUAUGGUUGAUGCUAGCCUGGGGGGAUUAGGCCAAAAAAGUUGGAGAAACUCUACGGUGCAGGCAGAAGUUUGAGGGGAUGGUGAAGAUACAAAAUGAGAGUUGAGGAGUUGGAACCAAAGAUUAGGAAAAGGGUUAAGAGUAGUACUAACUUAGUCCUACUUAGACUUUUAGCUAUUUUUAGCUAUUUUUAAGCUAUUUUUAGCUAUUUUUAGGUAUUUUUAGCUAGCAGUUGAACAUGAGUAAUGAAAGACCACUUCUCGC